CCAGGUGCCAGACUCCGAAAGCCAGUAAUGUUGCUUUUAUGCUUUUCUUCCUUCAGCUUCAUCUAAGCAAGCCCCAAAAUGAACGCGCUUCACUCGAUCAUUUUUGGAUGUGUCUUCACUGCGUCUGUUCUCAUGAGUCACUGCAAGUCGCAAGCCACUUCGACCCAGAGCACUGAGGCUCUGCCUGACAAUUUCAUAGGGUUUGACUCAGUGCCUGACAAAGUGGUGGAUGGCUCAGUGGUCCGUGUGCGGUAUCAAUGCUCCAGGCCAUGUCGGCUGGGAGUGGAGGUGGUGGUGUCUGCAUUAAGGAAGACAGAUUUAGUGGUCUUCAGAAGGAAAUGGAUCAGCAGUGUGCCCCAAGUCAACAGGAUCCACCAGGUGCCGCUCAGAUUGCCUCCGUCCAUUUCAUAUCAACCUGAUUUUUUCAACAGGAACAUUUUGGACAUGCAGAGUAUGACAGUUCGUGCCUUUCUGGAUUAUUUUAAGAAUGGCACUGAACUCAGCACAUACCGGCGCUCAGUGCUGAGGGUUUAUAAAGUGUUGCAGAUAAUGCCGCUCUCUGAGCGGCCAAGUAAACCUCCCACUGAGUGUCUGUCAUGGUGGGCUCAGCUAAUGUGGCAGCUGACCGACGACAGGAUUCAUCAGUGUCCACACGAGUCAGACAUAAUCGAUCUGUUAAAGUUCCCUUUGGCAAGUACUGGUGAGCACUUUGGAGUGGUCCGCAGGCUCCAGCCUUUCAUUGACGGAGCCCUCGAGAGAGCCCGCCUGCAUGCUGUUACACAACCCAGCGUCGCCUUGUCUGUGUGGGUCUACCUGCUGAAGCGGUGUCACAGGAAGCUGUGCGGGAUCGUCCACCGCAUCGACAGAAAAAAGUCAUACGACUCCAUCCUGCUGCAGCUUACAGACACAGGGAAUAUUGUAGUUCAGGCACGUAUGACAACAGGAAAAGAUGGAGCUUUCCUAAUCAAUGUUGCUUUGCCCCUGUGGAAAUGGAUCAGAUUGGACUGUUUCAUACAGCACUCAAAGGUGCUGUUGGAUACAACAUGGGAUGAUGAAACCAGACGACAUGAAUGCCAUUUCCAGGACAGCAUCCAUUACGACGACACUGAUGGAUACUUUGUGAUUGGAGGAGGUAAAUACAUACCAGGCAUCCACGGGUAUUUUGGACCCAUCAAAUACUACCGCUUUGGAACUGCACAGACAGAUAAUCCACUGCAUCCCAAGUCAACAUUACAGGAACUGGAAAAGACUCAUCAGGAGUGUCAGGAAAUAAAAGCUUUCACAAAAGCUUUCUGUAAAGAAGUCGCUGAGAAUCGCUCACUGUCACCAAACAACAAAGGUGUUUGUACCUCUGACUUCUACCCACUGUGGGGUCAACUCAAAGACAGGAAGAAAACCUGCUCACAAACAUGGACCUGGAAGCUGCAGCAACAGUUCAGCACUCUUUAUCAUUUGCUACAAACAAAAGAGGAGAUAAUUCAAACAGGAUCGUUGGGUGUAAAGCAACUCGGGAGAUUGUUGUUCGAACUGGCAGUGGCUGAACUGUUUUCUGUGGAAAGGACACAAAUGAGCAUUACUUCCCAAUCAAUGGCUUCAUUACAAGUAUCCUCCUGCUUUGGGAAUCACAGAGCCUCGCUGCUGUUGGCCUCCAUCCACCUCGCGGGUUUGGGACGUCCAGCCAAUCAGCAGCAGGCUCAUGUCUACAGUUUAAUCGGUGCUGCACAUGAUGACCGUUUCGCCUUGAUGCAUGUUGGGUACAAACACUCACAAGGCAUCGAUGGGUUUCCUGAAGACCUGGACAUGGCGUAUAGCUACUAUUCCAAUGUCGGUUCACAGAGCGGCGUCGAUGCUUCAAGGAUACAUGAAAGCAAGCAAUACCUCCCUGAACAUAUCUACUUAGAGAAUAAAGAGGAUUUGGAGAGGAUGACACAGGACGAGGCGAGCGAUGUCUUUCAGUACCUGAAAUACGAAGCAGAGAGGGGCAACAUGGAGGCUCAGAAACGCAUUGGGACAAUGCUUCAGUGGGGACAAAAUGGAAUCCCAAAGGACUUAGAGAGAGCAAUGAAGUGGCUGGAGAGGAGCGCUAUGCAAAUGAGGGAUCCCACGGCGAUGUACGACUACUCCGUCCUCAUGAUACAGGGCAAGGGAGUGAAAAGAAACCGCACCAGAGGUUUUCGGCUGCUGGAAAAAGCUGCAAAGAUGGGCUCAAUUAACGCCUUGAAUGGUUUGGGCUGGUACCACGGGACGAUUCUUAAUGACCACAAAAAUGCAACGAAAUACUUUGAGAAAGCCGCUUCGAGUGGAAACGUCGACGCAAUGUUCAACCUGGGACUUUACCACCUGACCGGGAAAAUCCCUGGAAAGCCGUGGGCGAACGAGAGUGCAGCCUUCCGGCUCUUCCUGAACGCGUCGCGGUUCGGCCACGUCGCGGCGUCGGUGGAGGCUGCGUGGUACCUUUCGACAGGAAGCCUGGAAGGGGUGUCUCGGGAUGUGCAGAGGGCUGUGAUAAUCCUAAAAAAGGUCUGUGAGCAGAAUGGACACCUUGGAUUUAUGAUCAGAGGGGCUCUCCAGGCCUACCUCCAGGGCUCAUGGCAGGAGGCAUUCGUGAAAUACGUUUUGGCAGCUGAAACUGGUUUGGGUUUGGCCCAGAGCAACACUGCGCACCUUUGUGAGGAACUGAAUCUCAGUUAUGAUUGUCAGUGGAGAUAUCAUAACUACUCUAUAUUGAACUAUGAUCCUCAUCCAUCCGGUGAGUUCAUCUCAUUUCAUUUUGCUUUAACCCCCAUCCUCUCCCUCUCUCUCUCUCUCUCUCUCUCUGUCUCUCUCUCCUUGUCAAUCUGGCCCCUGAACAGCAAGUAUUUAUCUUCUUUUAUAGCUUUGCUGAAAAUGGGAGACCACUACUACUACUAUUCCUCCAGCGCACAAGAGGACUCAUUAUCCUUGGCUGAGCGGGCCAUAUCAAUGUAUAGCAGAGCCGCUCUAGCAGGCAGCCCUCAGGGAAUGUACAACUUGGUUGCUUUGGCACAUCAAGGACACAUUCUUCCGCCGAGCGUCCUCCGCUCGUUUAAUGUGUCGCAGAGGGACGAGCAGGAGGCUGUGAUGGAGAAGAUCCUGAAAAGAUGUGCAGAGAUUGAGGAGGGCGAGGGAGCCAGUCCCUGCUCUUUAGCUCUGCUCGGACUCCAGACGAGAAAAGCCUUGAGGAGCGUGACCCAGAACAGAGCGCAGCUCGCCUUGGCAUAUGCAUCUCUUCUCUCCGUCUUUGUCAUUAUUGUCGUCGUGCCUGUGCAGAGCUGUCUGGAGCACAGAGGCGGUGUGAUUGCACACGGGGCACAGACUCUCGGCCACGGCGGCGUCGACUUGAAUAGGGAGCAAGAUGGCAUCUCGGGAAGACCCUUCAGAGCGGCGGGGAAUCUGCGGCUCACCGCUCUGAAUGGCCGGCGGUGGCUCCGGCAGACCUGCGAUUUGGCGGUGACUCUGUCCGGCCUGUGCUUCUUUGCUUUCUGGACCACAGUCCUCUAUCAUUUCUUAUGACAUCAAGCUCCUGGCUCAGUGACCCAAUAGCCACAGAAAAAGCUCCAGACACUACACAGUGUGAGAGCGUGCAUUUAUAGGAUGAGCUGCACAACUCCUGCUGUGACACAUUUGUGUUUUGAAAGCAUGUGAGUCAGUUGAAGCCGGGAAAGAGAGAGGUGCUGGUCAGGAUGUGUGUGUGUGUGUGUGUGUGUGUGUAUACACCUUUAUCUGAGCGUUGCUAAUGUUUCUUCGCUACACACUCUUCUAUUGUUCUGUCUGCAGCCGAUAAAGUACUUAUCAUGGAGUUUAUUUAAUUAAAGCUGACUUCAGCUGCCGGCCGGCUUUGUCCUGGGGAUGCAGAGCCGCAGGAGGGGAGUGAAACUUCUAUUCGUGAUAGUCCAGUAAAAAUAGAUCAGGGACGGUGGUGCAUUUAUGAAAUAAAAGAGUCAGCCAGAGAUGGAUCCUCUGAGAGAUGUUGAACCAGCUCAGGCCUAAUGAGUCAACUAUUAAAGGCUUGUCCCUGAUCCUAUCAGCGACAUGUCGGUGAUAACCAUCGCUCUGAAGACGGGACAUGCAGCAGCGGCAUGUGGAGCUCUCGAACACGAACGCAGGAAUUCCACAUGGUAUUGAUUCUGUCUUUUUUUUUUUUUUUUUGCUGGGCAGGAAGUAGUGAUAACACAAUAUCAGCUGAACCCAUCGCCGAGGAACGUUUGGCUGGGAAAAAAAAGGGACUCGCCACAGAAAUGUGUGGCGCUUCAGGACGCCUUUGGAGUCCUCGCCGGGUUAUAAGCUAAAAGCCGAUGCUCCUCCGCGCUGCUGUUGUUGUGCGUUCGUGGAGAUAACACAACGGGCAAUAUCCCGCCAAAGGUUUUCUUUCUGCGGCAAACUGGAGGAGCAGGCACUGUUGCUCAGAUCUUAACAGUUAUUUACAGCUCUGAGUGACUGUUGUGAUGAUGUGCAGUUUAUAGCUGCUGCUUGGCAGAGCUGUCAUUAGUUAAAUAAGGAGUUUCACAGUGUAAACAGCUCCGUGUGGAGCUGCUGCAGUGCAGACUGACGUCUGUGUGUAAUUCAGGGAAGAACUAAUGAUCUCCCUUUUCCUUCCUCUGUUUCUGUCCCCAACGCCAUCGCUCUGCACAUUUAAAGAGACCAAUUUCUAAAAAAAACAACAAAAAAAAAAGCCCCAUUUAUUUCAAGUAGCGCAGCCAUCUCUCUUGUGUUUAGUUUAAUUUUUUUUCUGGAAGUGUUUUGUGCUGCUCACCAUGGCCAUCAUGGGUGAUGUUAAAUGAAAAACCACUCAAUGAAAGUAAAGAGAAAAGAGUCUAUGUUGUUCCACAAAAUGAGCUUUAAUUAAUUUCAAGCACUGAAAGACCCCGCCAGACAUUUUUUUCAAAAACUCAACUGUGUAAUUUAAUUUUCCCCAAAAAGUUAUAAUGUAGAAAUCAUUAAAAAAUGAAAUAUUUUCUUCAAGGACAAUUUCUGAUACAUUAGGAAAUAUUUAUUUUUUGGCUUCUGGUUAAUACGGUUUCCUAAAAUGGCUUUAAUGCGAAUGGGGAGGCUAAACGUCCAGGUCUUGUGCUUUGGAGAUGUGUUCCGGAUUUGAUCUUCUCUCCUUUAAACGCAAAGAGGCCAAAAAAAAAAAAAAAACCAGUGAAGACGACUUCAAAGUUUGUUAAAUACCA
This is a messenger RNA of Salarias fasciatus (jewelled blenny), 5192 nucleotides long. RefSeq names its product protein sel-1 homolog 3. Bases 79 to 3531 code for a protein of 1150 amino acids. The transcript has 23 exons. The record is from RefSeq and is a predicted model, not a curated record. NCBI's taxonomy places the organism in Eukaryota, Metazoa, Chordata, Actinopteri, Blenniiformes, Blenniidae. Gene Ontology annotation, molecular function: protein binding.